Molecule: messenger RNA, 3732 nt
Organism: Jaculus jaculus (lesser Egyptian jerboa)
Lineage: Eukaryota; Metazoa; Chordata; Mammalia; Rodentia; Dipodidae
Gene: Slc9c1
Product: solute carrier family 9 member C1
Exons: 28
Coding region: 36-3545 (1169 amino acids)
Biological process (GO): proton transmembrane transport
Cellular component (GO): membrane
Molecular function (GO): sodium:proton antiporter activity; monoatomic ion channel activity
Source: RefSeq, a predicted model, not a curated record
AGUCAGCUUCUGAUAGACUCUUAAGACGCAACAGGAUGAAUAAAAAGCUGGUGAAUCUCAGCUCAACCGCUCCUGUCAAAAUGAACAACACAUGGCUGUAUCUUUUCAGGGAUGUGUUUAUGAAUACUCCCGAGGACCUCCCUGAAAUCAUCCUAAUAUUAUCUUUGGUCUGUAUCAUUGGAGCAUUUUUGAACAUGCACUUGAAAGACUUUCUGAUUCCUCUUCCUGUGAUAUUAUUUCUAAUUGGAUGCGGCUUUGAAACACUAAGUUUCACAUCUUUCCAGGUCCAAAGAUAUGUAGAUUCUAUACAAUGGAUGAAUCCCCAUUUAUUUUUUGGUCUUUUUACACCGGUAAUUAUCUUCAAUGUUGCCUUUGACAUGGAUGUAUACAUGCUCCGAAAGUUACUGUGGCAGAUACUCUUAAUUACAAUUCCUGGCUUUGCAGUUAAUUACAUCUUAAUACUCUGGUAUCUCCAUUCUGUGAAUAAAUUGGUUUUGAAGACCAUCCCAUGGUUGCUAUUUUCAGCUAUUCUUGUGAGUUCAGAUCCCAUGCUGACUGCAACUUCCAUAAGAGACCUUGGUCUUUCUAGAAGCCUCACAAAUUUAAUUAAUGGAGAAAGUCUGAUAACUUCUGUUAUAUCAUUAACCAUAUAUAGUACUGUAAUAAACAUUAAUGCAAAAAGAAACACUAUGACGAAUCUUACUAUAGUCCAUGAUCUCAUGUCUACAAUUUGGGCAUAUGGUAUACAAAGCUUUUUAUUUGGAAUUUUAAAUACAAAAUUGAUUCAACUGUGGGUGUCUACCAUUUUGGGGGAUGAUAUUAAUCACAUAAGUCUCAUCUUCUCAGUUCUGUACUUCAUCUUUUAUGUUUGUGAGUUAACCGGAAUGUCUGGGAUAUUUACUCUAGCCAUCAUGGGACUUUUUCUAAAUUCUACAAGUUUUAAACCAGGAGAUGAAGCACUUCUUCUCGAAUUCUGGAAUUGUCUAUCAUUUGUUGCUUUUCUUAUGGUGUUUACUUUCAUUGGACUUCUAAUCCCUACACAAACAUAUUUAUAUAUAUCAUUCUCUGAUCUAUAUUAUUCAUUAAAUAUUUACUUCACACUGAUUGUUUUAAGACUUCUGAUCUUUCUACUAAUGAGCCCCAUUUUGUGUCGACUUGGCCACGGGUUCACCUGGCGCUCGGCGUUCAUCAUGGUCUGGAGUGAAAUGAAAGGGUGGCCCAAUAUCACCAUGGCUCUGCUGUUUGCCUACUCAGACCUUUCUCUUAGCUCGGACCGGGAAAGGUCUCAGAUAUUAUUUCAUGGAGUGUCAGUAUGCUUAAUUACCUUGAUGGUCAAUAGGCUAAUUUUGCCUGCUGCAGUUGCCAAACUAGGUCUUCACGAUGUCACGUCAACAAAAUAUAAAUCAGUUUAUUAUACAUUUCAACACUUUCAAGAGCUAACCAAAUCUACAGCCUUGACACUCAAAUUUGACAAAGAUCUUGCCAACGCUGACUGGAGCAUAGUUGAGAAGGCAAUUUUACUUCAGAAUCCAUAUGCAUUGAAUCAAGAAAUAACAGAACAUCAGAAGGUGAAAUGUCCAGACUGUAACAAGGAAAUAGACGAAACUCUCAACAUUGAAGCCAUGGAGCUGGCCAACAGACGUCUGCUAUCAGCACAAAUAGCAAGUUACCAGCGGCAAUACAGGAAUGAGACGCUGUCCCAAAGUGCAGUGCAGGUCUUGGUAGGUGCGGCAGGAAGUUUUGGUGAGAAGAAGGGAGAACAUGUGAGUGCUGAGAUUAUAAGGAAUUACUCUGAAAGCAAAAAAUUCCUUAGUUUCAUGAGAAAAUUACUGCUCAAUUGGGCAUAUAAUAUUAAAAAAGAUAGAGGGAGUCCUUCCAGAUACUGGUUUUUUCGUGUAUGCAAUAAAAUAGUAUUUACUGAUGAAUUUGAGAACAUUGGAAACCUUGUGCUCCUAAUGAACAUAUAUCCUAUCAUGAUCUGUUGGAUAGUCCAGUUAAAUAAAAUCUAUCAACAUGAGCUAAAAUGUUGUAACUACUACUUUCUUGCCUUUUAUAUUCUAGAGGCUCUCUUUAAGAUGGCAGCAAUGAGGAAGGCAUUUAUUUCGCAGGCUUGGAACCUAUUUGAGUUGGGAAUUACAUUAAUUGGCAUCUUAGAAGUAAUACUGAUCGAAAUAAGUCUCAUUAACUAUGACUCCAAUGUAAAUGGAAUGGUGAUCUUCAUGAGAGUCGUUCGGCUCCUUCGCAUCCUGCGCAUUUUGAAGCUUGUGACACCAAAGUUGCUACAAAUAAUAGAUAAAAGGAUGAGUCACGAGCUGUCGUUUCAAUAUGCUAUACUGAAAGGAUAUGUCCAAGGGGAAGUAGACGUCAUGAAUAUAAUUGAUCAAAUUGCAAAUUCCACACAAAUAAAACAGGUGUUACUAGAGCGGGUGAUGAGGAAUAUGGAGCAUGCCAUGAAAGAGCUAGGCUACUUGGAGUAUGAUCACCCAGAAAUUACUAUCACCAUGAAAACCAAGGAGGAGAUUCAUGUCAUGCUCAACAUGGCAAGAGAAAUUGUCAAGACUCUCAGGUCAAAAGGCAUUAUUCAUAAAGUGGAAGGUGCUGAAAUUUAUAAGUUAAUCAUGGCCAAAAAAGUAAAGGUGGUUGAUUAUCAGUCCAUUAUCAAACCUCUCACUGUUGAUGAGAUCCUGUAUCAUAUUCCAUGGCUUGAUAAAAAUGAGGAUUAUAUACACUUUAUUCAGGAAGGUGCAAAAAUUGUAACAUUUGAUUGUGGAAAUAAUAUAUUUGAAGAAGGGGAUGAGCCCAAAGGAAUCUAUAUAAUUCUUUCUGGCAUGGUCCAGCUUAAAAGAACAAAGACUGAAUGGGGCAUUGACCGAACCCCCUUGGAGUCAGAGGGAAAAGGUUAUUCAGAGAUUUAUACAGAUUGCAUGCUCAGUGGGGAAAUAAUUGGAGAGAUAAACUGCUUAACGGAUGAGCCAAUGAAAUAUUCUGCUAUCUGCAAAACUGUAGUGGAGACAUAUUUUAUUCCUAAACAUCACUUGGAAGUAGGCUUUGAAAUGAGGUGCCCUCUCAUGAAACUUAAAAUGUGGCAAAAAAUUGGAUUUAGUGUUACGGUGAAAAAGAUCAAGGAGCGCCUGUCUUAUGAGGACUGGAACUACAAGCUGCAGUUAAAGCUCUGCAACGUCUUCUUAACAGACAUACCACUGAACACAAAGACGGACAUCUAUGAUGAGUCCAUCACCCACGUUAUCCUCGUGCAUGGCUCUGCAGAAGACUGUCAGCUACGCAAGAUUUACAAGGCACCUUUCCUAAUUCCUGUAACAUGCCAUCAGAUACAAGGCAAUGAACCAUUUACAAAAGUGAUGAUGAUUCAAACCACGGCUACAAAACGAUUCAGAUGGAAUGUAAGAAAAUAUGUACCUCUACGUAAAGUUACUUCAGAACGAAAAGACAAAACAGAUGAAACUGGGGUGUCAGAAAUUAACAUCCAGGAUGAAGAAAGCUUUAAGGAAGAGGACCAAAAGCUUGAUGAAACUUUUGAUGACUAAACGAACAUGUAAGGGGUCUCCUGGAGACAGCCUCACUCAUCAGUUAGAAACGGCUGACAAGACUUUUACAUGACAAAGCUGAAGCAUGAAUUGUCACCGCUGUCACCUGUACCUGGAGCCCGUCUCUGCCCCAAGGGAGGGAAGAGCCCGCUGUCUUCCUGUGGUCUGGGGCCGCCUCCAUGCAAGA